AUGGCCAGCGCCGUGUCCAAUGCCGGUGGGUUGGGUAUCAUUACAGCGCUCAUCUGGCCCGAGCCGGAGGGCCUUCGCCAGGAGAUUCGCAAAUGCCGUAAGUUGACCGACAAGCCGUUCGGUGUCAACAUCACACUGCUGCCGGCUCUGGUUCCUCCGGACUAUGGCGCCUACGCGCAGGUAGUGAUCGAUGAGGGCGUCAAGAUUGUUGAAACAGCGGGCAACUCCCCCGGCCCGGUUAUCGAGAAGCUCAAGAAAGCCGGCAUCAUCGUUAUCCACAAAUGCACGACUAUCCGGCACGCGCAGUCAGCUGUCAAGCUGGGCGUUGACUUCCUGAGCAUCGACGGUUUUGAGUGCGCUGGCCACGUUGGCGAAACAGAUAUCACCAAUUUCAUCCUGCUCAGCCGGGCGCGACAGACGCUUAAGGUGCCCUUCAUCGCCUCGGGUGGUUUUGCUGAUGGGUAUGGUCUUGCGGCGGCCCUCUGCCUGGGCGCGUGCGGUAUCAACAUGGGCACACGCUUCCUGUGCACACAGGAAGCGCCUGUCCACCAUCGCAUCAAGGAGCAGAUCGUCAAGGCCCAGGAAACCGACACUGCGCUAGUUCUGCGGCGCUGGCGCAAUACGACCCGCCUGUACCGCAACAAGGUCGUGGAGCAGGCACUCAAGGUCGAGAAGGAGAGCAAGACGGGCGACUUUGCCGAGAUUGCUCCCUACGUCAGCGGAAAGCGUGGCCGUGAGGUAUUCAUCAAGGGCGACCCCGAAUAUGGUGUCUGGACAGCCGGUCAGGUCAUGGGCCUGAUCCACGACAUUCCCACGUGUAAAGAGCUGCUUGAGAGGAUCGAGAAGGAGGCUGAGGAGACGCUUAAGAACAGGAUGGGCCUGAUUACGCCGGCGCCUAAACUCUAA
Thermochaetoides thermophila DSM 1495 is the source of this 906-nucleotide messenger RNA. RefSeq lists its product as uncharacterized. Gene Ontology annotation, molecular function: nitronate monooxygenase activity. The coding region runs from base 1 to 906 and encodes 301 amino acids. The record is from RefSeq and is a predicted model, not a curated record. Lineage: Eukaryota; Fungi; Ascomycota; Sordariomycetes; Sordariales; Chaetomiaceae. The transcript has a single exon.